UUGCAGCAGAGCAAAUGCGUUCCUUUAACUGCAUUUUCUUACGCAGAAUAUUCUGACUAAUUUUACUGCAGAUUUAUCAAAAGGUCAUCACUAUGUUGGGGUCUUUAGCGUGUUUGAUGGUGUUGGUCGGCGUCAGCGCCGAGAUCGGCGUGAUCGGUUUCAAUCCCGGCCGUGUUUCGCAGACUUUCCUCCCGGGAGACGCCGGUAUUGACAUUGAUAGCAAUACUGAUGUGGCGGAUAGACCACGAAUUCUCAUCGUGACACAAAAUGAUGAAAGCGUUUCCGGGGAUGGUAACCAAGCGGAUGAAAAUUCGAUGGUGGACGAUAUCGGGACGAUCGGGAUUAACAACGGUCUGAUCAAGGAGUACAACUACAAGCAGAAAUACCGCAGCGCCGGCUAUCCCGGCAUCUACGGUCCGCGGCCCUAUUACGACGCCGAUGACGUGGCCGCUAGCAGCGACGACCAGCCCGCUCAGCAGAACGACAUCGGGGAGAUCGGGAUUAACAACGGCCAGAUCACGGAGUACAACUUCAAGCAGCGAUACGGCCAUCGCCGUCAUCGCUAUCCCAUUUGGUGAUCGCGCGUCUCCACCACGGACUGCUCCGCGGCACUGGCAACGCGAUCCACAAGAAUUCGCCGUUUAUUUGUUUGGGACUAUAUUAACUUAUUAAGCAUUAAGCGGCUUUUAAGCCUUGAUUGUCUGGUCUCGGAAGUUUUCCCAAAACUUUUAUUAGUAAUACUUAUAUAAAAAUGAUGUUAUAUUAAAGCGUAUAUGAGCAGCAACGAAAAUGCAAAGCGCAAGCGUUUGU
Messenger RNA from Paramacrobiotus metropolitanus, 810 nucleotides. RefSeq lists its product as uncharacterized. NCBI's taxonomy places the organism in Eukaryota, Metazoa, Tardigrada, Eutardigrada, Parachela, Macrobiotidae. The coding region runs from base 93 to 578 and encodes 161 amino acids. The record is from RefSeq and is a predicted model, not a curated record. The transcript is spliced from 5 exons.